Molecule: messenger RNA, 1819 nt
Organism: Poeciliopsis prolifica (blackstripe livebearer)
Lineage: Eukaryota; Metazoa; Chordata; Actinopteri; Cyprinodontiformes; Poeciliidae
Product: C-type mannose receptor 2-like
Exons: 7
Coding region: 327-1253 (308 amino acids)
Source: RefSeq, a predicted model, not a curated record
GUGUAAUGUUAUGCCACUGAACAAGAAAAUAUCAAAAGGCAUUUUGCUCUCCUGGGUGCUUGUGGAGCUGGUCAAGACCACGCUUCACGGUGUUGGACUGGUGUGCUAGCGAAGACGGAGUCGUGUAUUUCGUCAUUGACAUGGGUGUUGUCUGCAGUGAACGUUGUCACUUUAUUUUCAAGGCACUGAUAGAGUGACUGCACUAUCAGUCCAAAUCAGCUGGUUCCAAAUCCAGCUGAUGGAAAAACUUUUUUUCGCAUCACAAAUCACAUGAUCAGCAGCUGGAUGUUACAAGGCUUCACUGUAAUAGAGUACAGUGCAGCAUCAUGAUGAAGAGUCUCCUGCUGGCAGCCUGGAUUUUAUCAGCCUGCCUCAGUUUUUCCUCGUCCCAAGAACGUCAGUACUACUUAGUCAACGAGCCUCUGAAAUGGGAUCAGGCUCAGAGCUACUGCAGAAAGCACCACACAGACCUGGCUACCAUCGAAAACUUAAAAGACGAGAAGCAAUUCCUCGACAUUGUUUCGUCUAUUAAAAGCGACGUUUGGAUUGGUCUAUACAGCAAUAUCAGCUGGACAUGGUCUCACAUACUGAACAGUGACGAGUACAGAAACUGGGAGAGUUCCGAUUACGAUCCCGACUUUAUUUCAGCCAAUCAGUUCUGUGUGUGCAUUGGAGACAAUGGAAGAUGGUGGGACUACGACUGUGCGAAAAAACUCCCAUUUGUUUGUUAUAAUGCAGGGACAAGUGAGUUUGUGGCUGUAGAUGAAGCAAUGAAUUGGUCCACUGCUCGUUCAUACUGCCAGAGGAAGUUCACAGACCUGGCCACAAUCGGGAACAGCACAGAGAACCAACGGGUUCAAACCCUGGUACCGACUGGAAACUGGGCAUGGACUGGUCUAUAUAGAAAUGAAAACAUUUACUGGUCUGAUCAGAGUCGCUUCGGGUUCAGCAACUGGGAUCACGUAUCGAAUAUGAUUGGUUCCAACGCACGAAUGUGCGGAGCUACGUCCAAAGCAAGAUCUGCAAAAUGGAAGUUUUCACCCUGUGAUUGGUCACGGCCGUUUGUGUGCUACUCGUUCAAAGUGAUGAAGAGAAUAGUGAAGAUAAAACUGAGACCAACAGGUGCUUUGGAUUUGAGUGACCCCAAACAGAAAGCUCAACUCCUGAGAAAGCUCCAGGAAAAAUUACAUGAAAGUGCAAAGUUGACAUUCGUUGAGCAGCCGAAGAAGGUCAAGAAAAAGACUGAAUUAUAGAAUAUGCACUCCAGUUUUCCACUCUUCUUUUGGAGGCAGUUUAGUCACUUGCGACUCGGGAUCUGAUGGACUUCUAAUGUACAGUAAAGAGGACAUCUUAGUCUUUCUAAUAGUGAUUAUUCAGUAAGGUAUUCUUUUGAAUUUGAAUGCAUCUUCAUAGGUACCCCAAAACUGUAUUAAAUCCAGUAAUUUAUUUUAACAGGAGACUAGUAUGUUUUUUAAUGUCAUCAUAUACAGACAAUAUAUUUAAAAGAUUUAUUUUUUAUUUUCACUGAAUAAUUACAAAAAUCCAAAUUUCACUUUUUUGGAAUAGUUGAAAAUGGCUGAAUUUGUUUUUACUUCACUAUACUUUUCAGGCAUCGGCUAUUCCUAUUGUUUUUGCACCUUUGUCUACCUAUUUUUUUCAUUUGUGUGAUCAGCAGGGAACUGACAAGUAAGCAGUCGUCCUCCAUGACUGCUUAGCCCAUAAUAUAACUUUUAUGUAUUUAAAAAAAUAUAUAAAUUGUUUAUCCUGAAGAAACAGAUUUUGGGGGUUUGUUCAGCUGUAAUCAUUAAAAUCAACAAGA